This is a messenger RNA of Puntigrus tetrazona (Sumatra barb), 2353 nucleotides long. RefSeq names its product microtubule-associated protein, RP/EB family, member 2 (gene mapre2). The transcript has 7 exons. The record is from RefSeq and is a predicted model, not a curated record. Gene Ontology annotation, biological process: spindle assembly; protein localization to microtubule plus-end; regulation of microtubule polymerization or depolymerization. Lineage: Eukaryota; Metazoa; Chordata; Actinopteri; Cypriniformes; Cyprinidae. Gene Ontology annotation, molecular function: microtubule plus-end binding. The coding region runs from base 149 to 1150 and encodes 333 amino acids. Gene Ontology annotation, cellular component: microtubule plus-end; cytoplasmic microtubule; spindle midzone.
CACAUCCAUUCACACACCACACACACACACAUACACACACACACACACUCUCUUACACACGGGAUUUAUACUGAGAACAAGCAGGCAGGCGGCAGGGAAAAGCCCCGACGUCCCUUUCCUCGUCCGUUCGAGUAUUUCACAGAGCCAAAUGCCCGGUCCGACCCAAGCUCUGUCCCCCAAUGGAGAGAACAACAACGACAUCAUUCCGGACAGCAACGGCACCAACAUCAUUCCCUACAGAAAGAACACAGUGCGCGGAGAGCGCGCCUACAGCUGGGGGAUGGCGGUCAACGUUUAUUCUACCUCAAUCACCCAGGAGACUAUGAGCAGGCAUGACAUCACAGCCUGGGUGAACGAUCUGCUCUGUCUAAACUACACUAAAGUGGAGCAGCUGUCGUCAGGAGCGGCGUACUGUCAGUUCAUGGACAUGCUGUUUCCCGGCUGCAUCAGUCUUAAGAAGGUGAAAUUCCAGGCCAAGUUGGAGCAUGAGUACAUCCACAACUUUAAACUCCUGCAGGCCUCCUUCAAGAGGAUGAAUGUUGAUAAGAUCAUCCCUGUAGAGAAGCUCGUCAAAGGACGGUUUCAAGACAACCUGGACUUCAUUCAGUGGUUCAAGAAGUUCUUCGACGCCAACUACGAUGGGAAGGAGUACGACCCGGUGCAGGCCAGACAGGGCCAGGACGCCAUUCCCCCUCCAGAUCCGGGCGAGCAGAUCUUCAACCUGCCAAAGAAAUCCCAUCACGCCGCCAGCUCUCCCACCGCAGGAGCUACUAGAUCAACCAGUUCAACCCCUAAAUCCUCCACCUCCACCUCCACCUCCCGACCCUCCUCUGCCAAAAAGAUCCCUGUGAUGUCAGCGACACCCGCUAAAGGAGAGAAAGAGCUGGAAGCCCAAGUAACACAACUAAACGAACAGCUCAAUACAUUAAAGCUAGCACUAGAAGGAGUGGAGAAGGAGAGGGAUUUCUACUUCGGGAAGCUGAGAGAGGUAGAGCUGCUGUGUCAGGAGCAGGGCCAAGACAACGGGCCCUUCGUGGAGAGACUCAUGGAGGUGCUGUACUCUGCAGACGACCAGGAGGCCGGUGGAGAGGAACAUGAGGCUCCGGCUCAGGAGGAGGACGUCCCUGACGACACGCAGGACGAAUACUGAACAACAGACACCUGAACAUACAUGCACUCAGUCAGAAAACUGCUUUUGGGUUCAUUGCCUCAAACUCAUGACGGUUUUUAUUUCUCACUUGCUCUCUUGAUAAAGGAAUGAGACAAAUUGGCCAAAUACUCAAACGUGUCUUUUUGGUUUUGUUUUUGUUCGUUUUGAAGCCCCGUUUAAUUGCAUCAUGACUAUUAUGAACAUGUCACCCAACAGCAGCUUAAUUGGUGAAUGUUGUUCGUUUGAAGCCCGUGAUAACAGCCACUGCACAUCAACUCCGUUCGGUUUUUACUUUAACUGAAGUCUGUUGGCGUUUUCCACCUGCUGUUUUUCAUCUCACCGCACCGAUGAAGGACAAUUGACUUUUUUUUUAAUUCCUUAAGAUGUUACUGUUUUAAAAUGUGACGUAUUGAACCAUUAUAUUUUAAAUUAUUGCAAUAAGAGUAGCUCAAAGAGCCACCGGCACCAUUUGUGAAAUACGGCCUCAUGAUUGAUUCCUUCAGAAGAUUAACUAUUGGUUACCAUGUUAAAUUUUGCAUUAUAACGUAAUGCAUACUGGUAAUAUAAACCCAUGUGACUCACUUGGAUACGUGGUUCAAUUUUUCACCAUGCUAACUGAAAUAUACUUUUUUUUAUUUAGUUAAAUGUUUCUCAGCUUCACAGAGGUGGAAGCCAAUCACAGUGUUUAAUAGGAAGCUUUUUAUUUGAACUGUGCAAUUCGUAUUCUGCGUCUAAACAUGUUUUACUUUAUAUGUACAGUAAAAACAAAAAAAACAACCAUCAUCUGAAGAAAACGAUGCAUCCUGAAGAUUUUUGUUAACUGUUGUUCUAAAGCACAGGUCUUCUGAACAGAAAACAGCAUUCUCGUGAUCUCCUGAUACUCGUCAAUAUUCUCCACAGGUCAACGCUUAUGUCAUUUAUUAUUGUGUACAAUGAAAAGGAAUGUAAACAUAUGUACUGUUAAUAAUUAUAAAUAGACGAUGUUUUUUCUUUUUAUUUCCCUCACAGUAUCUCCCCUUAAGCAUUCCCCAAAUGUGUUGCAUGUUUGCAUUUUAUUUGUGAAUAACUUGACCUGCUUUUUACAUAUUUAAUAAAAAAAAAAGGAAAAAAAAAUGUUAAAUGUUUUUUGUAUGUUUAACUUGCUGUUUAAAAUCUCUGGAGAUAUGAUAGACUUGCCCUAAUAAAACCCUUUCACUUUCAAAA